Messenger RNA from Ogataea angusta, 981 nucleotides. RefSeq lists its product as uncharacterized. The transcript has a single exon. The record is from RefSeq and is a predicted model, not a curated record. Lineage: Eukaryota; Fungi; Ascomycota; Pichiomycetes; Pichiales; Pichiaceae. Bases 1 to 981 code for a protein of 326 amino acids. Gene Ontology annotation, molecular function: FAD binding; D-amino-acid oxidase activity.
AUGACCACGGCCUUGGAGCUCGCACAGAGAGGCCACAGCGUCCAGAUAGUGGCUCGGCACCUGCCGGGCGACGUCGACGUCGAGUACACCAGUCCUUUUGCAGGCGCCAAUUGGUCGAGCUUUGCGCAGGACGAGGACUACGAGAUGAAGGAGUGGGACAAGCUUGGUUAUUACCGGUUCAUCGACCUGGCCGACAACGUUUCUGGUGCAAGUGUGGUGAGACGCACGGAGCGCGUUCUCAACUCCAAACAGCUGCCGUGGUUCAAAGACUUUGUGCAGGGAUUCCGGCUUCUUUCCAAAGAGGAGCUGCCAGACGGAGUCGAGUACGGCCACGAGUACACGACGGUGGCAAUCACGGUGCCAAUCUAUUUGCACUAUUUAUUGCAGAAGUUAUUAGGUCUGGGUGUUAAAUUGCACAGAGCACAUUUACACCACAUCGGAGAUGCCGCGAGAUAUUUCACAGACGGCAAAGCUGACGUGACUGUGAACUGCUCUGGGCUUCUCUCCAGCAAGCUUGGAGGCGUGAUGGACAAGGACGUGUUCCCGAUCAAGGGCCAGGUGAUCCACGCGCGCAACAGCUGUCCGUACAUGCUUUCCGUCAAGGACAUUCCCGGUGCCAGCAAGGACGAGUCGCUGUACAUUUUCCCACGGAAAGAAGGCGGCACCAUCAUUGGCGGCUGUUUCCGCGUGAACGACUGGACGCCGGACGUGGACGAAGGUCUUUUUGAGCGGACCGUGGCCCGUGCACGCCAGUACUGUCCGGAGCUGUUUGCGCACGGCGACCUGGACGUCGUCAAGGUGCACUGCGGCCUGAGACCGGGCAGAAAAGGCGGGCCGCGGAUCGAGAAGGAGGUUAUUCCUGGCGUCGGCCGCGUGGUCCACAACUACGGCGCCGCAGGUGCUGGAUACCAGAAUUCGCACGGAAUGGCCAUGAAGACGGUUAUGCUAGUGGAGUCGUUUAUGCGCGAGCACAAGCUCUAG